AGUCAAAUUCUACUAUUAUACUGUAAUUGAACAAAAACAAUGGCAGCCAUUUCCUUUGAUCCAAGGUUCAAUGUUGAGGUAAAGCAGAAGAGCCAUGGUGUUGUGGUUGAAGAGAUUGAAGGGCUCAUCCGAGUUUACGAAAACGGACAUGUAGAGAGGCCUCCAAUCAUCCCUAUCGUCCCCUGCACAACCUCCAGUUGUGUGACAGUUAAGGACGUCGUCUUCGACAAAUUCACCGGCUCGUGGACUCGUAUCUAUGUCCCAAACCACUCCGAUAAGAUGCCUUUGCUUGUUUACUUCCAUGGUGGUGGAUUCUGUGUUGGCUCCGCUGCUUGGAGUUGCUACAAUGAGUUUUUGUCCGGUCUUGCUUCGAAAGCAGGUUGCAUUAUCCUCUCCGUAAACUACCGAUUAGCUCCCGAAAAUCGGCUUCCGGCUGCUUACGAUGACGGCAUCGAGACCCUUAUGUGGGUUAAACAACAAGCUCUAAAUGGACCGAGUGAACAUAAAUGGUGGCUAAGUCAUUGUGAUCUGUCUAGUUUGUUUCUAGCGGGUGACAGUUCUGGUGCCAAUAUAGCUUACAAUGUGGCCACUAGAUUAGGAUCCCACGGAAGCGCCACGGCUGGUUCCGGGAUCAAGCCAUUGGUUCUCAAGGGCUCGAUCUUGAUUCAACCAUUUUUUGGAGGCGAGUCCAGAACCGCAACCGAAAUACAUGCCCCCCCACAAGUUAAUUCGGGGCUCACUUUAUCCGCAUGCCAUGUUUAUUGGAGAUUAUCGCUGCCUUUCGGUUCGAACCGUGACCAUCCAUGGUGCAACCCUUUAGCCAGUGGUGCAACCAAGUUAAGGGAACUGAAACUUCCACCCACGAUGGUGUGCGUAUCGGAGAUGGAUAUAUUGAAAGAAAGGAACAUGGGAUUCUGCAAUGCUUUGGCCAGUGCUGGUAAAAGGGUUGAAGUGAAGAUUUACAAAGGAGUUGGGCAUGCAUUUCAAGUUCUUCAUAAUUCUCCAUUUUCUCAAAUUCGAACUCAAGAAAUGAUUUCACAUAUUAAGACUUUCAUCAACCAGUAAUUGAUGAAUCAUACAUGCAUCAUGUAAAUUUUAGAUAUUGUAGUUGCCAUGUC
Molecule: messenger RNA, 1118 nt
Organism: Hibiscus syriacus
Lineage: Eukaryota; Viridiplantae; Streptophyta; Magnoliopsida; Malvales; Malvaceae
Product: probable carboxylesterase 17
Exons: 1
Coding region: 40-1065 (341 amino acids)
Molecular function (GO): hydrolase activity
Source: RefSeq, a predicted model, not a curated record